AGUUUGCUUACAAUAAUAGUUAUCAUUCGAGCAUUGAGAUGGCACCAUUUGAGGCUAUGUAUGGUAGGAGAUGUCGAUCUCCAAUUGGCUGGUUUGAUGCAUUUUAGGUUAGACCAUGGGGUACAGAUUUGUUGAGGGAGUCCUUGGACAAGGUCAAGUUGAUCCAAGAUAGACUUCUCAUGGCUCAGAGUAGGCAAAAGAGUUAUGCAGAUCGAAAGAUUCGUGAUUUAGAGUUUAUGGUUGGAGAGAGGGUUUUAUUGAAAGUUUCACCCAUGAAGGGUGUGAUGAGAUUUGGAAAGAAGGGCAAGUUGAGUCCAAGGUAUAUUGGUCCUUUCGAGAUUGUGGAGCGUAUUGGUGAGGUGGCGUAUCAGUUGGCUUUGCCACCUGGUUUGUCAAGUAUCCAUCCUGUAUUUCAUAUUUCGAUGCUAAAGAAGUAUCAUCAGGGUGGUGCUCAUGUGAUUCAAUGGGAUUCCGUGUUACUUGAUCAGAAUUUGACUUUUGAGGAGGAGCCGGUUACCAUUUUGGAUAGGCAAAUUCGGAAGCUAAGGUCCAAGGAGAUUGCUUCAGUAAAGAUUGAAUGGAAGCAUCGUCUAGUGGAGGAGGCUACAUGGGAGACAGAGGCAGACAUGAGGAGUAAAUAUCCUCAUCUUUUUGAGCGUUCAGGUUAGCUCUUUUCUUUUCCGUUCGAGGACGAACGUUUGUUUAAGUGGUAGGUAAUGUAAUGACCCGCUAGGUCGUUUUGAGAACUAGGACUAUUUUGACUCCUUUUGAAAAUUUA
Molecule: messenger RNA, 778 nt
Organism: Solanum pennellii
Lineage: Eukaryota; Viridiplantae; Streptophyta; Magnoliopsida; Solanales; Solanaceae
Exons: 1
Coding region: 180-668 (162 amino acids)
Source: RefSeq, a predicted model, not a curated record